Syngnathoides biaculeatus (alligator pipefish) is the source of this 4052-nucleotide messenger RNA. It is a transcript of the gene mau2, whose product is annotated as MAU2 sister chromatid cohesion factor. Gene Ontology annotation, biological process: maintenance of mitotic sister chromatid cohesion; mitotic sister chromatid cohesion. The record is from RefSeq and is a predicted model, not a curated record. Gene Ontology annotation, molecular function: protein binding; double-stranded DNA binding. The coding region runs from base 743 to 2539 and encodes 598 amino acids. Gene Ontology annotation, cellular component: chromatin; SMC loading complex. The transcript is spliced from 18 exons. Lineage: Eukaryota; Metazoa; Chordata; Actinopteri; Syngnathiformes; Syngnathidae.
AGGUUUUAGCGUACUUUAAUUACUCCUUUUUUUUUCAAAUUUACAGAUUUACAAAUUUACUUUGGGAAUAGUUAUAGUGGUUGCACAAGUCUGCACACCCUCAUAUCUGGAAUGCCGCAACUCAGAACACAACCGCCACCUUUAAGAGUGCCUCGUCUUUAAACACAAAUAAAGUCCAGGUCUUUCUAGUAAUCUUUUCCCAGCAUUCCAACACUUUCUCACAGAAGCCUGAAUGUUUUGUGCCAACCGUUCAAUUCUUUUGUUGGAUCUGAAGAAUGACAGUUCCAAAGCAAAUUGUGCCACCAUCAAACUUCACUGGCCCCAAAGUUCAACCUUGGUUUUGUCAGACCAUAGCGGUUUAUUAUAGUUCGAUGGAACCAAGGUUGUCGUUUUUGGCAAUAAUUACAAAGGGUGUACAGGUUACACGUCGUAUGAUUGGUGGAGAUUUGGGAAAUAUUUUGAAAUCAUACAUCAGGGCAGGCACUUAGUGAAUUUUUUAACCUGUGUAUAAAUUAAAAGAAUAAACAAGUCAAGGGAAGUUUCUCUGUUUUAUGGAUUCUAGACACAGAAGAAGAAGAAGACACAAAGGAACUCUAAUAGUAACGUCAUGAUAAUAAUCGUAUAUAUCACCCAGAAAAAAAGAAAAAGAAAAGAAAAAAAAACAUGAGGGGUUCAACGACAGUAUCUGGCAACCCGGCAGCCUGGCCUGUGAGCACUGAAAAACUUGUUGUUGUCAGGGAAAAUGGCGUCAAACGUAGAAGCCCCGGAGCGCUGGUACCUCGCCCUACUCGGCUUCGCGGAACAUUUCCGAACCUCCAGUCCUCCCAAAAUCCGCCUUUGCGUACAUUGUCUCCAAGCGGUGUUCCAGUUCAAGCCGCCGCAGCGGAUAGAGGCCCGCACGCACCUCCAGUUGGGCUCGGUCCUCUACCAUCACACCAAGAACAGCGAUCUGGCCCGCAGCCACCUGGAGAAGGCGUGGUACAUUUCUCAGCAAGUUCCCCAGUUCGAAGAUGUGAAGUUUGAGGCUGCGAGCAUUUUAUCGGAACUCUUCUGCCAACAGAAUUUAGUGGACUCUGCAAAGCCUCUUCUGCGCAAGGCCAUCCAGAUUUCUCAACAAACACCGUAUUGGCACUGCAGGUUGUUGUUCCAGCUGGCGCAACUUCACACACUGGAGAAAGACCUGGUGUCGGCAUGUGAUCUGCUGGGUGUCGGAGCAGAAUACGCCCGCGUGGUGGGCUCAGAAUACACCAGGGCGUUGUUUCUCCUCAGUAAAGGCAUGCUGCUGCUAAUGGAAAGGAAGCUGGGCGAAGUGCAUCCCCUGCUCACACUGUGUGGAACCAUUGUGGAGAACUGGCAGGGAAACCCCAUCCAGAAAGAGUCCCUGAGGGUCUUCUUCCUGGUCUUGCAAGUCACACACUACCUGGACGCUGGACAGGUGAAGAGUGUGAAGCCAUGUCUGAAGCAGCUGCAGCAGUGCAUCCAGACCAUCUCGACACUCCACGAUGACGAGAUUCUUCCCAGCAACCCAGCUGACCUCUUCCAUUGGCUCCCUAAGGAGCACAUGUGUGUCCUUGUUUAUCUGGUGACAGUGAUGCACUCCAUGCAAGCAGGUUACCUGGAAAAAGCACAGAAGUACACAGACAAGGCACUAAUGCAGCUCGAGAAACUAAAAAUGUUGGACUGCAGCCCCAUCCUUUCUACCUUUCAAGUCAUUCUGCUGGAGCACAUCAUCAUGUGCAGGCUUGUCACCGGGCACAAGGCCACCGCGCUACAGGAGAUCUCACAGGUGUGUCAGCUUUGCCAACAGUCGCCCAGAUUAUUCAACAACCACGCUGCCCAGCUCCACACUUUAUUAGGCCUCUACUGUAUCUCUGUGAACUGUAUGGAUAACGCAGAAGCGCAGUUUACCGCAGCCUUGAGGCUCACCACACACCAGGAACUGUGGACUUACAUUGUCACCAACUUGGCCAGCGUUUACAUUCGGGAAGGCAACCGACACCAAGAGUUGUACAGCCUACUGGAGAGGAUAAAUCCAGACCACAACUUCCCAGUCAGCUCACACUGCCUCCGUGCUGCUGCUUUCUACAUCCGUGGACUGUUGUCCUUCUUCCAAGGCCGCUACAAUGAGGCCAAACGCUUCUUGAGAGAAACCCUUAAGAUGUCUAAUGCCGAGGACCUCAACAGACUGACAGCUUGCUCGCUGGUUCUGUUGGGCCACAUCUUCUAUGUGCUGGGCAACCACAGAGAAAGCAACAACAUGGUGGUCCCAGCCAUGCAGCUAGCCAGCAAGAUCCCCGACAUGUCUGUGCAGCUUUGGUCUUCUGCGCUGUUGAAGGAUUUGAACAAGGCACUUGGGAACACAAUCGAUGCCCACGAAGCAGCCCAGAUGCACCAGAACUUCUCCCAGCAGCUACUGCAGGAUCACAUCGCUGCCUGCAGCCUCCCCGAGCACAACCUCAUCAGUUGGAUUGACGGCCCCCCUCCUGUCCAGAUCCAAGCCCAGAACGGUCCCACCACCAGCCUCGCAAGCCUGCUAUGAGGGAGACUGUGUGAGUGUGUGUUUGCGUGUGUGUAUGUGUGUGUGUGUGUGGUGUGUGUGUGUGCGCAGCUGGUACAUUCAGAUCACAACAAAUGAUAUCUACAAAGUUGGUAUCAUCAUUUUUCCAUCAAAUUUAAUUUUCCUGGUUCACUGCUGUCACAGUUUGAAUUUGCUCGAAAACAAUUACCACUACUGUUGUCGUCCGGUUCGAUCAGGACAUGUUUGGGCUGUUUGGUUUUUGAGCCGGGGGGGUGGGGUGGGGGGGGGGGGUGUGAACUCACGACUCUCUUGCCUUGCAAUUCUAAAGAUAAACGAAGCCCCCGUUAUUGUUGCCGCAGUCGGGUCGAAACUUGGUAUGUCCAAGGUCACUUUAAUAUUCUUUCACAGAUUGAUAGUUUUGGUCAAUCCCUAAAAAAUGUUUUAUGUCCCCCCUCCACCACAAAUCCUUGACCAAUGUAAAGUGUGGAAAAUGGCUUGCUGUCUUUGACGAUAUGUUAAUGGGAUCGACAAACAUGCAGUUUUUUUUUUUUUUUUUUUUUUUGUUUCCUGACAAUUGAUUGUUUUGGACGUCCGAAGCUUUGGCCCGCGCUCACGGUAUCGGAUCAUAAACAUUUGUUCCGGGGACUUUCUGAUACAUGAAAUAAAGAUUCCUCAUUUUCUUAUGAGCUUCUCCUCCAGAGGGCCGUCUACUUUUGCCAGCUUUGGUUUCCAUUUGGAGGGAAGACGAGGCGCUAGAUACACGCGAGGGUAGUAAAGAUGUAGAAGAAAUUAAUUUAUUCAUAUUUUUGUAUCUGUUAAAUAUUUCACGUCAUGCUUUCAUUUUUGUUGUACGAAUGCGUUUGUUUUCACGUGCAUGGAAGUUACGGAUGUUGGACUCCUUGUACAGUAGCAUAGUUUCUAACCUGGGUUUGCGAGUAAGAUAUACUCGGUAGAUAUUUUUUUGCACAAAAUCCAUAAUAGAGAAGUAAAAAAAGAUCUCUUGUAAUAUAUUUUCACACGAAAUAAUCAGUUGAGAUGCCAGAUUUUUGCAAAACUACAGGGAGGGUGCAUUUCUAAAAAAGUUCAGUAUUCAUUACGUGUGGAUCCGACAUCCAUGCUGAAUUUUUUUUUUAAAUAUUUCUUUGCUUUCGCCCUUCCGUAAUAUAUAUAUUAAUUUCUACAUUUUUUUUCUUUUUUCCAACAGUAAUCAUCAGGUCUUGAUAAUUUUUUGAAAAACAAAAAAAACUUUUGUUACAUUUUCAAUUUGUCCUGAUUAGUUUUUACUUGUUCUUUACAUUCUGUGUGUCUGAAUUUACCACUCACCGAAUCUUUUAUUGUACAGUGACAUUUUAUAAAAGUUAAUUUAGUAAAGUGUCAUGUAUUUUUAGCCCCUAAUGUAGAGAUUUCAACGCUUGGUAUUUAAGGCACUCUGGCAAGGACACGGUUUGAAGCUCGAGUACUAGUUAUAAUCUAUCAAUGAAUAUGUUUUUAAAUGCUCACGAUGUUUUCAAUAAUUUUUCCAAUAAAAAAAAAA